Messenger RNA from Gossypium raimondii (Peruvian cotton), 1841 nucleotides. RefSeq names its product aspartic proteinase nepenthesin-1. The transcript has a single exon. Gene Ontology annotation, molecular function: aspartic-type endopeptidase activity. The record is from RefSeq and is a predicted model, not a curated record. Gene Ontology annotation, biological process: proteolysis. Gene Ontology annotation, cellular component: extracellular region. NCBI's taxonomy places the organism in Eukaryota, Viridiplantae, Streptophyta, Magnoliopsida, Malvales, Malvaceae. The coding region runs from base 27 to 1358 and encodes 443 amino acids.
UCUCCUUUUACAAUUUUUCUUUUACCAUGGCUUCAUUAUAUUCUUUGUGUUGUGUUUUAUUUUUAGCACUAGCAAUAGUUGCCUUGUAUGUUUCGCCAGCUGUUUCGACGUCGAGACGAGGGUUCGAGCGCCGGAAUGAGGUGGAAGACGGGUUCAGGGUCAUGCUCAAGCACGUUGACUCGGGCAAGAAUUUAACCAAAUGGGAACGAAUCCAACGUGGGAUAAAGCGUGGGCAACGCAGGCUCCAGAGGUUGAGUGUUAUGUUUUCGACAGCCAUCAGUUCAUCAUCGGUGGUUAAGGCGCCUGUUGCUGCGGGGAACGGCGAGUUUCUAAUGUACUUAUCUAUUGGGACACCACCGAAGAGUUACUCCGCGGUCAUGGACACCGGUAGUGAUUUGAUAUGGACUCAAUGCAAGCCUUGUUCUCAAUGUUUUAAACAAUCUACCCCGAUCUUCGAUCCAAAAUUGUCUUCUACCUUCUCUAAAUUGUCAUGCUCUAGCCACCUUUGUGCGGCACUACCCGAACAAACAUGCGGUGAUGGAUGUGAGUAUGUGUAUUCGUACGGUGAUUAUUCCUCGACACAAGGGGUGAUGGCUACUGAAACAUUCACAUUCGGCAAGGUUUCGGUUCCGAAUAUCGGAUUUGGGUGCGGAGAAGAAAACGAUGGGGAGGGAUUUUCACAAGGUGCUGGCCUGGUGGGGCUCGGGCGCGGACCACUGUCCCUAGUUUCGCAACUGAAGGAACCCAAGUUCUCUUAUUGCCUAACACCCUUCGAUGAGACCCAAAAAAGUACACUUUUGAUGGGAUCUAUUGCAAGUGUGAAUCGCACAUUGGGUGCAAUCAAGACCACACCAUUGAUACAUAAUCCAUUGCAGCCAUCUUUUUACUACCUUUCACUCCAAGGAAUUACAGUUGGAGGAACUCGCUUGCCUUUCAACGAAUCAACUUUUGCAUUCCAAGAUGAUGGCAGUGGCGGCUUAAUUAUUGAUUCCGGCACCACCAUUACGUAUCUUGAAGAAAGCGUUUUCAAUGUGCUCAGCAAAAGAUUCAUCAAGCAAAUGAAGCUUCCCGUUGACAAUUCAGGUUCAACGGGGCUCGAGCUUUGCUUCAUCUUGCCGUCAGAUGCUUCGGAAGUAAAGGUUCCGAAAUUAAUAUUUCAUUUCGAUGGAGCAGAUUUGGAUUUACCGGGAGAGAAUUAUGUAAUUGCUGACUCGAAUAUGGGAUUGAUUUGCUUGGCAAUGGGGCGUUCAAAUGGUAUAUCGAUCUUGGGCAACAUUCAACAACAGAAUAUGUUGGUUCUCCAUGAUCUUAAGAAGAAAACUCUAUCCUUCGUCCAAACACAAUGCCACAAGUUAUGAAUUAAUUUGUGGCCUUCAUUUUCAUUUAUUUGCUAUUUUUUCAUUUGUAGACGAUAAAUAAAUCUUUUUAAAUAAAAUCGACGUUUGAAUUUAUUAGUAGUGCUAGCAUCUCAUUUCGUUUUAACACAAAAAAUUCCUACUAGUUAAUUUUAAAGAUCAUUUGAAGUAAGGGCUACCAAAGUUUCAUUGUUAAAAUUCGUCUCUUUUUUAUCUAUGUAUGGAGGAUGAAAAUUUAGUAAAUAUCUUUGCCGGAGGCAUUACCUCAAGUGAUAAGAUCCACUUGAUCGUUUAGAUAGACAUUCCUAAUAAAUACAUUAUAACCACUAAACCUGUAACAUGUUUCUAAAUAAAAUAAUAUUUCGUUUUUUACUUGUGCAUUUUUUCAUAAAAUGCCAACUAUUUACAUGUAUGCAUCAAAGACAUGGAGGUUUAUUUGAAUAAACUGUACCAGUCAAGGGACUUUUUCAUAUAUUAACCUGGCAU